Molecule: messenger RNA, 3649 nt
Organism: Neomonachus schauinslandi (Hawaiian monk seal)
Lineage: Eukaryota; Metazoa; Chordata; Mammalia; Carnivora; Phocidae
Gene: GPBP1L1
Product: GC-rich promoter binding protein 1 like 1
Exons: 13
Coding region: 1302-2726 (474 amino acids)
Biological process (GO): positive regulation of DNA-templated transcription; DNA-templated transcription
Cellular component (GO): nucleus
Molecular function (GO): RNA binding; DNA binding
Source: RefSeq, a predicted model, not a curated record
GGGGCCGUGUGGGCCGGGCAGCCAUUUUGGGAAGAGCUUUGUUAUGGUUGUGGGCUCUCCACCUCUGCGGGAUCAGGAAGCUGGGGACGCGCCCUCAGACGCUGCGUCUGGUCCCUAGCUGUAGCCCCACUGCAGUCCGAUCCAGAAGUUUAACUGAAAACACAAAGGCAUACAAUGGAAACCAAGAACAGAUAACUUCAGUGUUUGGGAAGGUGCUUCACUUUCAGUGAUAGAUUCCUGUGGCCUUUUAAAUGACUGAAUAAUGAUUGAAAUGGAUCCAAAAUAAUGACUACUCUACUAAAGCAGUAGAAGACUCUUCAUAUCACCUUCCAGCUCAAUUCAGUCUUCAGGAAGAGGCAGAACAAGUGAAAUAGAGAAAACUGAAGAGAAGAAAACCUCACUUUGGAACUGUUUUACUCCUUGACUACUCCUUAACUUCUUUCUUUCUACUUGUUUUAAUUUUGCUGUGAAUUUAAAUAGUAAAGACCAAAGAAAUAGAAGAUAACAUUUGGGAGCUUUAUAUAACCCAAAAAAUUUGCCUUGAAAGCUGCUAUUCUUUGGAGGAAAACAUAUUAAGUUCCUGUCUGAUUAAAAACAAGAUUUCAUGUCCUUAGAUUUUGAAGAAUAAAACAGACAUAAAUACAUAUCUGCACACUUUCUAGCAGCUCUGUAGGAAUAAUGAGAUUUGUAAAUUAAGGGCUUUGUUAUGUGGAUAUUUUGUCACUGGAAUUGACUGCUCAGAAGAUCUUUUAUAGCUCUUUAAUUUUAUAUUCUUGAUCUGUUGCUUUGAUGGCAUUAUUUGCCCACACAGGAGUUCACCUGUGUUUCCAGCUAUGACCUGGUUAUAAACAGUGUUUGCACUCAAUGUGCAAAUGUCCAUGUAUUAUCUAUUUAAGCAACAUCAUAGUGCCAUCACUCAAGGAAGUUGAAUGAGGUGAACAUAGACAUAGCUCUUUCCCCUUCCCCCCAUUUUUUAAAUGUAACAAAUACUUUUUAUGUUCCCCUUCCCCUUCCCCUUUCCCCUUCCCCUUUUUGGAAACGUGUCAGGAACUAGAUAGUUUAAGAUGAGCAAUUGAGGGGACUUGAAAGAGUGAUACAUACAGAGCCUGGCUUCCUUGUGCUUUAUCACAAGGCGUGCUGCUGGCCAGCCUAUUUAAGCACCCUUUUAACAAGAGAACCUCGUGGGAAAUCCAGCUGGCAGACUCAAGGAGUUCGGGAAACAGGACCACAGAGGUUACACUCUGGGAUCCUGGCCAUGAGGUUGGAUGCCUCACCUUGCUGAAAAGAGACACUGGACCUAAAUGGCGCAGCAUGACUUUGUUCCUGCUUGGCUAAAUUUCUCAACACCACAGUCAGCUAAGUCACCUACAGCCACGUUCGAAAAACACGGAGAGCACCUACCCCGAGGAGAUCGUAGAUUUGGAGUAAGCCGUCGUCGACAUAAUUCCUCUGAUGGCUUUUUUAACAAUGGACCUCUUCGAACUACAGGAGAUUCCUGGCACCAGCCCUCCCUGUUCCGCCACGAUUCUGUGGACUCUGGUGUCUCUAAGGGAGCGUAUGCUGGAAUCACAGGGAACCUGUCUGGUUGGCAUGGCUCUUUCCGAGGUCAUGAUGGCAUGAGCCAGCGUAGUGGGGGUGGCACAGGGAACCAUCGCCACUGGAAUGGCAGCUUCCACUCCCGGAAAGGCUGUACCUUUCAAGAAAAGCCACCUACGGAGAUUAGGGAAGAAAAGAAAGAAGACAAGGUGGAAAAAUUACAGUUUGAGGAGGAAGACUUUCCUUCUUUGAAUCCAGAAGCUGGCAAACAGAAUCAACCAUGCAGACCUAUUGGGACCCCUUCUGGAGUGUGGGAAAACCCACCUAGUGCCAAGCAACCCUCCAAAAUGCUAGUCAUCAAAAAAGUUUCCAAAGAAGAUCCUUCUGCUGCCUUCUCCGCUGCAUUCACCUCACCAGGAUCUCACCAUGCAAAUGGGAACAAAUCAUCAUCCAUGGUUCCAAGUGUCUAUAAGAACCUGGUUCCUAAGCCUGCGCCACCUCCUUCCAAGCCCAGUGCAUGGAAAGCUAACAGAAUGGAACACAAAUCAGGAUCCCUUUCCUCUAGCCGGGAAUCUGCUUUUACCAGUCCAAUCUCUGUUACCAAACCAGUAGUACUGGCUGGUGGCGCAGUUUUAAGCUCUCCUAAAGAGAGUCCGUCCAGCACUACUCCUCCAAUUGAGAUCAGCUCCUCUCGCCUGACCAAGCUGACCCGCCGAACUACCGACAGGAAGAGUGAGUUCUUGAAGACUCUAAAGGAUGACCGGAAUGGAGACUUUUCAGAGAACAGAGACUGUGACAAGCUGGAGGACUUGGAGGACAACAGCACCCCUGAACCAAAGGAAAACGGAGAGGAGGGCUGUCAUCAGAACGGCCUUAGUCUCCCUAUAGAGGAGGAAGGGGAGGUCCUUUCACACUCCCUGGAAGCAGAGCACAGGUUAUUGAAAGCAAUGGGAUGGCAGGAAUAUCCUGAAAAUGAUGAGAAUUGCCUCCCCCUCACAGAGGAUGAGCUCAGAGAGUUCCACAUGAAGACAGAGCAGCUGAGAAGAAAUGGCUUUGGGAAGAACGGCUUUUUGCAGAGCCGCGGUUCCAGCCUGUUCUCCCCUUGGAGAAGCACUUGUAAAGCGGAGUUUGAGGACUCAGACACGGAAACCAGUAGCAGUGAAACAUCAGAUGACGAUGCCUGGAAGUAGGCGUAUAAAUGCUCACAGAUCUGACCCAGUAAACUCAGCUUGUGUGUUUAGGGAGUCUACAAAAGAAAUCGUUCUUUUCCUUUUCUUCUGUUGUUGAAUCCUUCAUGCACAAGGGAAAAUAAUCAUAUCCCAAAGAGAGAGCAGUUGGCUUGUUUAGCUUUUGUUGUUGUUGUUCCUCCCUGUUAUCUGCUUAAUAGAGAGAAGUUUGUGUGAUGGGAAAGAUUUUUUAAAUACACACACACACAGACACAGUAUCUAGGGGGCGACACACGGGUGGGAGCUGCCCGUGCAGAGAGGGGAGGCUGCUCAGCAGCACAGCUUCUGCUGCCAGCCCUUGGGGCGCUCACCCCCGUGCUCAAGCAAUCAUUGUCAAUGACAAAGUGACUAUUGAAGUUAUAAUUGUAUUAAAUUAAUGCUAAUAAUUUGGAUAUUUUAUUUUAUUUUUGGCUGCUCGGGUAACGUUAGCCCAUAACCAAGCAUACAUGGUUUUCUUUUUUUUCUUUCUUUUUUUUUUUUCCUUUUUUUUGGGUACAGCUGUAAAAUAUUUGGAUAUAGGAAAUGUGUUAUUCUUGCAGCCUUGAUAUUCAGGGUGGAUUGUAAAAUAUAAAUUUUUGUGAGAUUUCAAAGAUUAAGAUUAUUUUGAUAACAUUAUUUACAGAUUUAAAAGAUGUGGUUAUCACAAGUCUGUUGAGGGGGAAAACUACUGCAUAAAAUAACUAACUUGGAAUAAAUAUUUUGCAUCAGUUUCGAUCGUCUUGUGUAAGAAGUAUAUUUCCUUUAAAACUAGAUGAGUGGAUUCUUUGAGGGAAAUACUUUUAGAAGUCAGGGAAAUCUGAAUUAGACACAGCUGUUUCUCCUUUUAGCAGAUACUUUUUUGAUGCAGAAAAACUUGUGCAGUAAAUUAUCAGUAAUAAAAUCAGAAA